Gekko japonicus is the source of this 5410-nucleotide messenger RNA. It is a transcript of the gene SREBF1, whose product is annotated as sterol regulatory element binding transcription factor 1. The coding region runs from base 308 to 3619 and encodes 1103 amino acids. Gene Ontology annotation, cellular component: nucleus. Gene Ontology annotation, biological process: regulation of transcription by RNA polymerase II. The record is from RefSeq and is a predicted model, not a curated record. Lineage: Eukaryota; Metazoa; Chordata; Lepidosauria; Squamata; Gekkonidae. The transcript is spliced from 19 exons. Gene Ontology annotation, molecular function: RNA polymerase II cis-regulatory region sequence-specific DNA binding; DNA-binding transcription factor activity, RNA polymerase II-specific; protein dimerization activity.
UUCCCCCCCUCCCCUCCAGAGCCAGUCAUGGCAGAAUUGGGGGUUGGAGGCAGCAGACAGCUAGUAGCCAACAGCCCAUAAGCCUGCUGUGUUUUUUUGGGGGGGAGGGGGGGGUCACACACGGUGGAUAAUUGACUGCUGGUGGAUUCUCUGGUUGUCUACUGGUGGAUUCUCUGAUUGCCUAUGGAAAGGGUUGGCCCCCUAAAGUCUCAUUGAGUUUAUUCUUUUCUUUUCUUUUACUUUGUUUACUGGGGAUUUUUUUUUUCUUGGAAGGACCCUCGGUUGGGGGGGGGUGCCUCUCGCCAAGAUGAACAGCCUCCCCUUCGAAGACCCCGUCCUGGACGGCUUGGACUCUUCGCUGACGCUCAACGAGACCAGCGAGAUCGACACGGCUCUCUUGAGUGACAUUGACGACAUGCUCCAGUUGAUCAACACGGAAGACAGCGAUUUCCCCAGUCUGUUUGAUGCUCCGUUCGGCGGGAAUGCGUCUCCGGAUCCCAAUCCGCACGGAUCCAGUUUGUUCGGCAGCUACCUGGGGACGAGCAACCCGUCCGCCUCCAAUCUCUUCCCUCUUCCGGCUCCAUCCCAAACGAGUUUUCAGGCCUUGCCGCCGAGCAGUGCCGGCGUGAACCCGACCCCCAUGGACGUCAAGGAAGAGACGGCGGCCGCGACCGUCAAUCAGCCGCCAACCCAGAUGCCGUUGGGCAGGAGGACGACUCAGAGUUUUGUUCCGGCGCCGCAGGCCCAGUUCUCAUCGCAGGCGCUGAUGGGCUUCCCAAGCCAGAAUGGUAUUCCUGCUCCUCAGCCAGCAGGGCCUCCUCCGCCCCUCUCGAGCCCCCCGGUCACAUCCCAGCAGCCCCCGCCAGCGGUGCAGCAGGCUCCGGUCCAGAGCAUCAUGCCUCAGCAGUUUCUGGCGCCCAGCACUCCCCAGGUCAUCUCGUCUCAGAUCCAACAAGUGCCGGUUCUACUGCAGCCCCACUUCAUCAAAGCCGACUCUCUGCUUCUGACGGCGGUCUCCGGGGUCAAGACUUCGGGCAUCACAACACUGGCCACCACAACAGCUGUGCAGUCCACACCGCUGCAGAUGCCGACGCUAGUGAGUGGCGGCGCCAUCCUGGCAACCGUGCCAUUGAUGGUGGACACGGAUAAGCUGCCCAUUAACCGCCUGACCGCCGGGAAGCCCCUGGCGAACCAGGGCAAAGGUGAGAAACGCACAGCGCAUAACGCCAUCGAAAAACGUUACCGCUCGUCCAUCAACGACAAGAUCGCAGAGCUGAAGGAUCUGGUGAUGGGCACGGAUGCCAAGCUGAACAAGUCGGCCAUUUUGCGGAAGGCGAUCGACCACAUCCGUUUCUUGAAGCAGGCCAACCAGAAGCUGAAAACAGAGAACAUGGCCCUCAAAAUGGCUGCCCAGAAUAACAAGUCCCUGAAGGACCUGGUAGCCACAUGUGGCAGGAAUGUGGAAGACCCUGCAGAAGGGGUGAAACUGAUGGAUACCAUGACACCGCCCCCGUCGGACGCUGGCUCCCCCUCAUACAGCAGCCCCCUUUCACUUAGCGGGACGAGCGGAAGUGACUCGGAGCCCGACAGCCCGUUCUGUGAAGAGGCCAAGGUGAAGGUAGAGGCUCAGACGCUCUCCGCUGGCAGUCUGGGGAUGCUGGACCGGUCCCGCAUGGCUCUGUGCGCCUUUGUCUUCCUCUGCCUCUCAUUCAACCCUCUGUCAUCCAUCUUGGGAGGGUCAAGUUCUGCCGGCCCCUCAGAGGUUGCUAGUCCGAGUGGCCCUGGGCGCAGUAUGAAGUCUGAGAAUGAGCCUAGAGAUGCUCCUGUUGCCUGGUCCCAGUGGCUUCUCCCCACCUUGGCCUUCUGGCUGGUCAACAUAACGGUGGUUCUGGGCGCCUUCAUCCGGCUCUUCAUUUACGGCGAACCCGUCACGAGACCGCAUUCAGAGUCCUCUGUCCUUUUCUGGAGGCACCGCAAACAGGCAGACCUGGACUUGGCACGGGGGGAUUUUGCCCAAGCCUCCCAGAACUUGUGGACAGCGCUCAAAGCCCUGGGCCGCCCUCUCCCCACCUCCAACCUAGACCUCACCUGCAGCCUGUUAUGGAACCUGAUCCGGCACGUGCUUCAGCGGCUCUGGGUGGGGCGCUGGCUGGCAGGGCGAGCCGGGGGCUUCUUCCGCGACCGCGAGCUCAAGGCUGACGUGCGCAAGAGCGCCUGCGACGCGGCACUGGUUUAUCACCGGCUGCAUCAGCUGCACAUGACAGGAAAGCACGUGGCCGGUCACCUGUCAGCUAUCAACAUGGCGCUGAGUGCUGUGAACCUGGCCGAGUGCGCGGGGGGCACCAUGUCCGUGGCAACGCUGGCUGAGGUCUACGUGGCGGCCGCACUACGGGUGAAGACCAGUCUCCAUCGCUGCUGCCACUUCCUGGCGCGCUUCUUCCUCAGCAGUGCCCGGCAGGUGUUGCUGUCCCACAGCGGAACUGUGCCCCCCGCCCUUCAGUGGCUGUGCCACCCUGUGGGCCACCGUUUCUUCGUGGACGGCGACUGGGCCGUGAAGAGCUCCCCGCGAGAGAGUAUCUACAGCUCCACCAGCAACCCCGUUGAUCCCCUCGCACAGGUGACCCAGCUUUUCCGGGAGCAUCUACUGGAAAAGGCCCUGUCUUGUGUGUCCAGGUUGGAGGGACAGCCACUGGUCAGCCACGGCGAGGGGGAAUUUUCCGAUGCCCUCGAGUACCUGAACUUCCUCAACAGCUGUGCAGACGCCGUUCCUGGCCCGGCCCCCUUCAUCAGCACCAAUAUGGAUGCCACCACGGGCACCGACCCCGUGGCUAAUUGGUGGUCCUCCGUGGUUACCAUGGUGAUCCACGGGUUGCAAGGGGACGACGAAGCCAUGGACCGCCUGUACCCGCUCGUGGAAUCCAUGCCCAAAGUCCUGCAGACGUCUGAGAACCCUCUUCCACGUGCAGCACUGCACACCUUCAAGGCCGCCCGGGGCUUGCUGGGCAACCUGGACUGCAGCCUGGGCCAGUGUGACAAAGCCAGUGACUACCUGCGGGACAGCUUGGGAGGGAACGCGGCCACAAGCACUAUUGACCGAGCCAUGCAGUUCCUGCUGUGCGACCUCCUCCUGAUCAUCCGCACGAGGCUCUGGCAGCAGCAGAUGCAGGCGACUCAGCCCCACGGGAGCCCUUACCAAGCUUCUGCCCUCGAACUGCGCGGCUUCCAAGGGGACCUCAGUAGCCUCCGGCGCCUGGCCCAGGCUGACCGGCCCGCUAUGCACAGGGUUUUUCUGCAUGAAGCCACAGCCCGGCUGAUGGCCCGAGCCAGCCCCACGCGGACCCACCAGCUGCUGGACCGGAGUUUGCGCCGAAGGGGGGCUUCAAGCAACAAGGGAGCCAGUGAACAGGAGAACCACCCAACGGCGCGGGAGCAGGCCGAGGCCCUGUUGCUGGCCUGUUCCUACCUACCGCCCGCAUUUCUCUUGGGGCCGGGUCAGCGGAUGGGCAUGUUGGCCGAGGCGGCUCGUUCACUGGAGAAGCUGGGCGACAAACGGACGCUCCACGAGUGCCAACAGAUGAUCAUCAAGCUUGGCAGCGGCUCCACUGUUACCACCAGCUAGAGAGUCAGAGCAGAGGAUGGGGUGAGGGGCGUGGGACCACCCUGCGGGGCGUGAUCCCUGCAAGCACAACUUGCCUCUGUUUCUUGUGGACGGUUGGUGGGGGAGACGGGGGAUUCUGAAGACCUGGACCUGCUGAUUCUGAGCUUUUCUCUAGGUAAUAAGUUCUCUACGCAGCUAAGACUUUGCCUCCCUAGUUUCCAUGGCACAUGUCCCCGCCCCCUUAUUACGGUUGUGUUCCGAGCAGACAGAGGUGCAAGACAGCUGCGGUGUUUGCUGGGGAGGGGGGAAGGUGGAAUUAUAUCAAAAGCAAUUUGUAUGUGUGUGGGGGGGUCCUUAUAUCUUGAGAGACUUGUUGAGAAGGUGGAGGUGUCGCCCCCCCGCCCCCGAGGAUGGACUGUGACCUGAAAUGCACCAUCUUUCUUCCAACACAUUCAUGCUUGGUGUCGACUCCUUGCCCACCCUUGGCAGCGACUUGGGCCCGAUGGCUUUUCGCAAUAGUUUUGCUUCUCAUCUGCCCACCGUGGCUCCUCCGGCCAGCCCCACGGGGGUUCAUCACUCCCCCCCUUUCCCCAUCUCCCUGUAGCCCUCCAUCUUUAGUAAGGAAACGGGGACCCCUAGGGGCAGCUCCCCAUAUUGCAGGAUGCUAAUUUGUCUCAUUGACUAGUGUGUACGAAUAGAACUACAGCAUCCAGGGUGGACUCCGGUCUGUGUCCCAGACUGGGCAUUUGUUGACCAGCUGUUGUGUUUCCUUCCCCCUGGCACAAGGGCACAGCUGGCACCCUGGCACAAGGGCACCCGGUGGCAAAGCUGCUUUUGCGUGGCCAUGUUUAAGGAGGGCGAAAUUCUCGGGGGGCAGGGCCUUUUCCUUUAAAAUGCACUCGUGUUCCGAGAAGGGGGAGGGCACUGGGGAUUUUGCCGGUCUUCGGGAUGUGGCGACUUGUGGUUCUCUCCUGUGGGGUGGUGUCCCUGAAAGCCGACCGUGUGAAUGUUGAGGUACCAAGUCACCUCAAGGCUGUGUGGUCCCCAAGUCAAAUCCCGCGGACGAUUAGCGAUGUUAGACCCUUGCAGCUAAAAUAGAGAAGAGUCCGGUGACACCUUAAAGACCAACAGAUUUUAUCCCCGCAUAAGCUUUUGAGGGCUAGAGAUUUCUUCGGUGUCAUAGAUGACUUGAGGGGGGAAGUACACCCCCUCGUCACAAUAUUUCCAUGGGGGGGGGGGAACCUGUGCUCCUUGGUGGGUGUUAGGAGCAGAGGGUGUUUUGCCUAGAGAUGCUGGGAGUGGGUUUGUUUUUCGUAUUUCAGUGGAAAUAUCACGAUGGGGAGUUUCGCCUUGCCCUGCCAGAGAGAAGCAACUUCACAUCAGAGGUGUCCGUGUGAUUCGAUCGAUGAAUAUCCCGGAAAGAAAAUGGCGGACACUUAGGUUAAUUUCAGAUUCCUAUGUUCCGGCAGUUUUUUUUUUUUGGGGGGGGGACUCAUUUUGUCUUUCCAGCCCCCCAUGUAGACAUUGGUCUGGCACUAGGUUCUGCGUCUUGGCCCUCCCCCCAUCAGACUGUCUGUGUGGUGAGGAAGCUGUUGCUAUGGGAACCAUCCCAUCGGGGCAGGGGCAACGGAGGGUUCCGGCUCAGUCAUGGGAGAGACAGACGUGGGAACGGUGCCCCAUACAGGGUUUCUCUCUUAGGUGCAGGCAACGUAUAUAUCGCUCCCCGCCGCAUCCUUUCCCCUACCUGUACCACUCUUCCUUUUAAAAGUUAUUUUCAUAGUGCGAGUUUUUUGUACAGAUGAUAAAAUAAAA